AGACGUUGCUACCAACUGCAGACAAUGUCACGAGGCAAGGUUGAAACGAUCCUGUCGAAACUGCUUCUAAAAUUAUUCGGGAAACGAACUUCUAAAAUUUGUAUAAAAAGGUCCAUCGUUCCUAGCCAGGUCAGACAGAUUCGUGUAGCCAAGCAGCCGCACCAUGAAGUCCAUAAGCCUGAGCGCGCUGGUCGUCAGCCUGCUAAGCCAGCAAGUCAUCGCAGGCUGGUUUGGAGACAACUAUUACGGCUUCGGAAGUGACUUGGGUGGCGGCUACGGUGGCGGCUACGGUGGCGGAUACGGCAGCGGAUUCGGAAGCGGGAGUGGACUGAGUGGCUUCGGGAGCGGCUUCGGUGCCGGAUACGGCAGCGGCUUUGGUGGCUUCGGUGGCGGAUACGGUAUCGGAAGUGGAUUGAGCGGAUUUGGCGGAAACGGUGGAUUCUGGGGCAACAGUUAUGGCAGCGGCUACGGAGUUCCGAGGGUCGUUCUAUAUCCCGUUGUUUUGCCGAGCAGAAACGGCAGAUUAUGGGGAAAUAACGGCGGCUGGUACGGAAACAGCCCUCUUGGUUACUGGAGGCCAUGGAGUUAUCCAGUCAACGCAUGGAGGUUGCUUCCUGGACAGUUUGGAGUCAGCCAACCUGACAUUGGACUGUGGGGUCCGCGCACAGUAGGUUCACCGGCCACGUGGUUCACGUCGGGUAAUGUCGGUAGUCAAGGCCCUUCAGAAGUACUCUACAGAUUACCUGUGCUUGGAGGAAAUGUAGGGGUGAGCGGAGACGGAGGAAGCGACUACGAUAGCACUUACGAUGACGGCAGUAGUCCAUCCAGCUGGAGUAGCCAAAAUGGCGGUUACGGAUUUGGUGGAACCUACGGCAGCCUGGGGAGCUUAGGCAGCCUGGGUGGUAGCAGCGGUCGGCCAAGCGGAUUUGGCGGCAGUUUUAGCCAGUUUAGUGACGAUAGCGACCGCUAUUACGAUUUGAGCAGUGGAUCAAGAGGAAGUGGUAGUUAUGGCAGUUUGAGCAGUGUAUCGGGAACAAGCGGGUUUUUGGGAGGACUUGGUGGUCUCAGUGGAGGCGUUAGUGCUUUUCCUAGCCAAUUCGGUAGUUUUGGACAGCUGGGAGGACUAAGUGGAUAUGGCAGUCUGGGUGGUUUCAGCAGUCCUUACCUGAGAUUGCUGUGCCGCGUCACUGGUCUCUCGCCAAGUAGAGUACUGCGCCUUUACAGGAAGUACAGAAGAAACGGGAUCAGGGGCAGCUUUCUGACGUACCUGAGGCGAAAGGGAUACCUCGGUGGCUACUAUGGUGGAUUUCCUUUUGGCGUUACACAGGGUAGUGGAAGCCAGCCAGGAAGUGGUGGAAAUUACUUUUACUGGAGACCACAGCCAAGUUACUACUACACUUGGGGUACUCCCGGUGGUAGCUAUGGUGGAAGUUCCAACGGUGGACUCGGUGGAUCAACUAGCGGUAGUUACGGCUGGUCUAGCUACCCGAUCGGAGGAAGCUCUGGCAGCAGCAGCUCUUGGGGUUCAGGAAGUUCUGGGAGUUCUUGGGGGAAUGAUGGGCAGACGCAAGUAAAAUUGUUUUAGAAAUAAAAUUCGGUACUGGAACUCAGAACUAACUGCAAGACUUCAUCAUCGGAACGAUGUACCAUGCCAGUUUAUGAAUUGUGUACCGUGUUUUCGCGUUGGGAAAUAAAAUUUACCUAGAUUUUUCGUGCAA
This is a messenger RNA of Rhipicephalus sanguineus (brown dog tick), 1718 nucleotides long. RefSeq lists its product as uncharacterized. NCBI's taxonomy places the organism in Eukaryota, Metazoa, Arthropoda, Arachnida, Ixodida, Ixodidae. The record is from RefSeq and is a predicted model, not a curated record. The coding region runs from base 164 to 1585 and encodes 473 amino acids. The transcript is spliced from 2 exons.